Rhopilema esculentum is the source of this 906-nucleotide messenger RNA. RefSeq lists its product as uncharacterized. The record is from RefSeq and is a predicted model, not a curated record. NCBI's taxonomy places the organism in Eukaryota, Metazoa, Cnidaria, Scyphozoa, Rhizostomeae, Rhizostomatidae.
AUGGCCAGUGAAACUGUACUUCGAUCGAUAGCAAGCAGGGUUUUGGCUAGCAAAGCAGGUCCACUGCAACGGCUCAUUGGCAGUCUUGAUAUCAAAGGCCAAGGUACUGAACAUUCCUUGGCAGAUGUGGAUCCAGUAAUGCUUUGUGAUAUCGGUGUCUUAAACGGCAAAGGAUUGCCCCCGUUUGGAAUGCACCCACACUACGGUCUUAUUGCAGUUACAACCGUCGUUGAAGGGUGUUUCACGGAUGCUGACAAUCUGAAUGGCGUGUCAGACCAACUCAUUGAAGCCUUUGGUAUCUAUGCUGCAUCUUCUGGGAGAGGCGUUUGCCACGAAGAGACGACAGCCAAAGAAGGGCGACAUGUGGCAGUUCAAGCGGUUUUUAAAAUUCCAGCAGACAAGUUAGACUUCCCCCCAGAAGUGAUCAGAGUGGGCAAGGAUGAUAUACCAGUUAUGGAUUUAGAAGGGGGCAAGUUGAGGGUGAAUGUUGGUAAACUUGGAAAUGUGGAGUCUCCAGUGAAAUUGAAAGCAUUCCCAAGGGCAGUAAUGGUCAGAGCAUUUGUGGAUCAAGGGAAGACGAUGGAAGUGCCAUUAGAUGGAGAUCUUGAGCAAGGCUUUGUGAUUGUGAUAGAAGGAAAGAGUAAAAUUGGAGCUGAGAAAGAGCAACUUGAGAAGGAUGGAGGCUGCCUUGUUUUUGGCAAAGGUGGAUCUCUGUUGAUUGAUAACAGUGAGGGUGAGCAUGUUUGUGAUGCCUUGAUUGUUGCUGGAAAGCCUCUAAAUGAGCCAUGGGUGAAACUUCUUGGCAGAAAUGGUUUUAUCAUUGCCAAGGAUGAAGAAGAAGCAAACAAGGUGAUGGAUGUUAUACAAAAAGAAGAAAAUGAUUUCAGUUUCAAGAAGAUGUCAUGA